Molecule: messenger RNA, 1978 nt
Organism: Cladophialophora immunda
Lineage: Eukaryota; Fungi; Ascomycota; Eurotiomycetes; Chaetothyriales; Herpotrichiellaceae
Exons: 2
Coding region: 302-1654 (450 amino acids)
Biological process (GO): fungal-type cell wall (1->3)-beta-D-glucan biosynthetic process
Cellular component (GO): cytoplasm; fungal-type cell wall
Molecular function (GO): 1,3-beta-glucanosyltransferase activity
Source: RefSeq, a predicted model, not a curated record
CGAUGAUCCCUGCCUCGAAUAUCCUGCCUCUUCAACAAUUGCGAUCUUGCAAUCUUUUCCUGCUUUUCCUGCCCUUCAACUUCUUCACCCCCCUCGUUCAUCACAAAAAGCAAGAGCCGUCACCACUUCGUUUGGGUGUCGCUCCUCCUUCGCUACCUCCUACUCACUUCUAAUACCCAGUGUCUUCUGUUGGGAAAUUCCUCACUCCCUUGGAGCCCAACCCCAGUUAAUUUUCUUCUUCGCCCCCCCUUCGGUUGAAUUUCUCGCAGACACAGAUUUGAAGAGAGCACUCUGUUUCAUCAUGCGUACCUCAACUUUGGCUACCCUCGCUUUGGGCGCUGGUGCUGCUUCUGCCGCUUCUGUCAAAAGAGCAAGCAGCUUGCCGACAGUCUCUGUCAAAGGAAACGCUUUCUUUGCUGGUAACGACCGUUUUUACAUUCGCGGAGUUGACUACCAACCCGGCGGCUCCUCCGACGUGGCAGAUCCCAUUGCCGACGAGAAUGGCUGCCAGAGAGACAUUCCUGAAUUCCAGAAGUUGGGCAUCAAUGCUAUCCGAGUGUAUACUGUUGACAAUACCGCAUCUCAUGACACAUGCAUGAAUGCCUUGGCGGAUGCUGGCAUCUACCUUAUCUUGGACGUCAAUACCCCCAAGUAUUCCUUGAACCGAGCCGACCCUGGCCCAUCCUACAACGAUGUAUAUCUUCAGAGCAUCUUUGCCACGAUUGACGCCUUCCAAGGCUAUAGCAACACCUUGGCUUUCUUCUCUGGCAACGAAGUCAUCAAUGACCCUUCGACUUCGGCAGCUGCGCCCUACGUCAAGGCUGUCACCCGUGACAUCAGACAGUAUAUCCGAAACCGAGGCUACAGGACCAUUCCUGUGGGCUACUCUGCCGCCGAUGUGGCCGAGAACCGUUUGGAGAUGGCCGAGUACAUGAACUGUGGCACAGACGACGAGCGCUCCGAUUUCUUCGCGUUUAACGACUACUCCUGGUGCGAUCCUUCAUCCUUCACCAUCUCCGGCUGGGACCAAAAGGUCAAGAAUUUCACGGGCUAUGGUAUCCCCAUUUUCCUCUCUGAGUAUGGCUGCAACACCAACACUCGGGACUUCGGCGAGGUUGUGGCUCUCUACGGCAACCAAAUGACCCCUGUUUACUCCGGAGGUUUGGUCUACGAGUAUUCCCAGGAGGCUAGCAACUAUGGUCUUGUCGAGAUCAAUGGCGACUCUGUUUCUGAACUGCCGGAUUUCGGUACUCUCCAGAAGCAGUACGCCAACACCCCCAACCCUCAAGGUGAUGGCGGCUACAACUCGACCGGCGGAGCGUCUGGCUGCCCUGCCUACUCGUCACCCAACUGGCUUGUCAAGGACGAUUCUCUGCCUGCCAUCCCCGAUGGUGCAAAGAAGUACAUGACCCAGGGUGCUGGCACUGGACCUGGUCUUUCUGGCGCUGGCUCUCAGAAUGCGGGUGGUGCUUCUACUGGAACCGCCACCGCAGGCAGCGGAGCCCCCACUCAGACUGGCAGCUCUGGCACCACCAGUGGAAGCAGCACCAGCAACGCCGCCGUUUCCGUCAUGGUGCCCGAAUUUUCGGUCGCUCCUUUGGUCUGUGGUGCUCUUGUUGCCAUGUUCACACUUUUUGGCGCUACUUUGUUGUAAAUCUGCCAGGUGAUUGGGCAGAAUUGAUUUGUGCAGGAAGAAGACACGCAAACAGAGUCGGCCGUCUAGGGGAAAGGUUGUGGAAAUGGAUUGGCUUCUCUUUUGCAUGUAAGCGUUGGGCGGAUUGUGUUGGACUGGUUCGGCGCAUUAAAACAAGCCUUGAAUAUGAAAUUGGCAUGUCCAUGCAAUAGAGUUGCGCGGGUUUUUUGAGAACAGAUACAGAUGAAACAGCAAAAUUAAUACGCCAACAUUCAUACUUGUACCCGAUCCUUUUGCGCAAUGGUCGUCUGCAAUGUCGUCCUCCCCUUCUGCAUGUCCCAGGGU